CUGCGAGCCGUCAAGGUACGGACAGAGUGUUCGCGUCCCUUCUGCAACCCUUUGCGACAACGUGACACCCACGCUGUCCGAUCACGAGUCAUUUGGAUCCCGGAUCAUCCUGAGGGCAUCCUACGAUACGUGAUUCCAGCAUAGGGAAAAGGAGUACUAAGAAUUGAAGAAACAAAGUAAUUGGGAACGUCGGCUCUCCUCGAGGAAGACACGUUUCUCUCGUGCGACCUCAGAACCUAGGGACGUGACUGAUAACAGGAGUUAUCGCUCCGAAAGACAAUUACACGUUAUUGGAUCGAUCAUCGAAUCUACACCGAGCAAUGGAUUCGUCUUUGAAAUCAAUCGGGCUGUGACUUUUAACGUCCUACUGUUUAUACAACAAGGUGUCAUUCUGUAAACAGAAGUGUCGGGACCCAGUGUGAUCUUGUGAAGUGAUCGUGAAAAGAGAUCGAUGAUCGUACAAGCCUAUGAAAAACUCUGUCGAAGACUGAGACAGUCUGACAAGCAAAAGGUGAUCCCUUAACAAGCAUUGUGAUAAAGAACGGUGAUAAUAAUAAACGGAUACUUAACUUCCUCUCCCAGUGAAAAGACUAUCUGUAAUGUGUACAAGUUUACAGAAAAAUUCGAUCCGUAUAACCGGGUCGUGAUAAUACGUGAAAACGUGGUUCUAACGCAGAACGUUAACCAACGGAUAAAAAGGUGUACUGACUGUACUGUUGGAACUGAAGAGACUGUGAGUGCAUAUAUAUAUAUAUAUAUAUAUAUAUAUAUUUAUAUGUAUAUUAAUAUUGAUGCAGGUGUGCAAGACAGGUGGAGCAUUAGUUAAUCGGCCGUAAAAUAGAGCAAUAAAACUCUGCGUUUGAAAUUGAUUAGCGUUAACAUCGGGCAAGGGUGAUCGGUUCUGUGAAUAAAGGAGACUGGAAGUUACCAUUCGGUAAAACCGUAGUGUAAAACGAAGGAAGGAAACGUCCGACUCUAAUUUACUCCUAAUUAUUACUCGGACGUAUGUAUACGUACGUAAUUACGGAGCACACGUGACUGCGGACACGUCAGUGUCAUUCAGUUGAAAUUACACAGUCAAGCAAGAGUCUCUCGCGUAUCCUCGCGCUCUCUCAUUAUUUACCCACCCACUCAGCAUAGACUCCUAUCUCGAUCUCGUUGUAGCCUCUACUUAAAAUUUAGCGUCUCGCUCUGUCGUUAUUGACAUCCAUUAUUUUUUUCUCGCUCCGUCACUCUCGCUCCUACAAAACAAUCUCCUCUCUUUCGUACCGUGAAACAACUUCUUGUCCCUGUGGAUAUUUUGUUUUUGUAUAACCUCCACCGUCUGGCUGAUUGUGCCUGCUCGUGGCGCGGUGCGCGGUCGGGACUCCCGCCGACAAAUAGAAUAAUUAAAACCGCAUUAACCAUGGCAGUUAUCGCUCGGACAACGAAAGAGCGCGAAACGUGAAGGAAAUCGUUGGGACAAUUGUCCCAAUAAACUUGACCGCUACGACAACAAUAAUCGUGCGUGAGACAUCCGUGAACGUUGCAGCGUGCGAAUUACGUAUGCGUAUACCGAUAUAAGCGGUGGUCGAUUUUUUUUUCAUCAGUCGUAAUUAAAACCUUUGCCUCUUAAUCGUCCCCAAUUACCCGUCAUUAUAUGAGAUAAUUAAGUAAGCCGAUGUAAGCGUGGAUCGACUCACUCACGACUACGAUACGUCUAUUACGUACGGGAUAGAUCUUCGUAUGUUUGGUGAAUCGUGAAGCCUGUCACGUUCUUCGUACACGGUGUUAAUGACUGUGUCGAGUGAUAGAGGUAUACCGAUAGAAAGGUGUAGCUUCGUUACGUGAACGGAGAAAAAAAGAAGAAGUCGUGCAAGAGACGUCAAUAAAUAAUUAAAUAAUCGUCGCUGACAAUUGAUCGAAAAUUCGAUAUUGCUCGAGCGAUCGAGAGGAACGAAUUACGCGGGAGUCCCAAGCGCUGGAGACGUCUCUGCGGUGCCUCGUGACAUUUUGAAAAAAAAAAAAAAAAAAAAAAAAAAAAGGAAAGAACAAAAGAAGCGAAGAAACUGAAAUCACGUCGAUCCAGCUUAAUUACGACGAGGGAGAUAAAUAAUAGCUAUUCGCUGAACCCACAUCAGAACGACGUCCCACAUACAUCAGUCGCUGGUCGCCUCAGACUACGUGUCUCUGGGAUGCUUGGCUGACAUGGCGGAGGGCUCGGCCGAGGAGGAACAAAGCAGCACGGCCGCACCAGCUUCGCCACCGGCCGAUUUGCGCACCCUGAGCACACAGCUGUCCUCGUACAAGAGACAGCGUCACCAGCAUCGGCAGCAUCUCUAUCAGCAUCCCAAGAUACAGAGGCGACAUCCCAAUAUGUUGGCCACGGCUCUUCCACCUAGACACAGUCACAGCAUGCUGGUGCAUCAGGUCGACAUGGAAAAGGACGGGGACGCGUCCUGCGACGUGCCACUCAAUCUGAAGAGCGAGGACAGUGAUAGGAGUAAUGCAGGGAGUCCUGAACCUGGUUCAGGUGCUCUGCACGAGCACCAGAUGCUGAUGAGUGGUAUAAAUAAUUCACCACCGCGAGAACCAAGCACGCCCCCCGAGAGUAAAGAUCACGCGCGAGCCGCCGCCCAGACACACCUCAAUGGAACAAUGGCCAGUAUGGUCACCUUGCAGAAUCUUCAGAAUCUGGCGAGUCUGCAGAAUCUCCCACAAGUUGCAUCCCUCGCGGCUGGUUUCCAGGGGAUGGCAGCAGGACUGACCAACAAUCAGCUCAUCAACACUCCUCUCAAUUUAACCGUGAGCUCAUCGGGAACGUUACCGACGUCGUCCAGCACAGCAGCCGCACCUCAUCUCUUGCCACCGAGCACAGCUCCCAUGGAGUCAUUACCGCAGUUACUUUCGCAACCGCAACCAGUUGCGAUGCCUCAAUUCAUCCUGACUUCCGGUCAGUUGAUUCAGGGCAUACAGGGUGCGCAGUUACUUAUCCCGACUUCCCAAGGCAUCGCGACGCAGACUAUUCUCACCAUCCCAGUCAGUCACGUGACGAACAAUCAAAUGGUCAACUUGGCUCUUAGUAAUGGUCAAGUCGUCUCGACGACCUUAGCCAAUCUGGAGUCGAUCGCCCAGCCGCAGAAUAUGAUGAAUCCGGGGGCGCUACCUCAUCUCCUGGGAAAUAGUUCAGCGAGUCAGCAACUCUUGAACGCCAUGCAACCGCAGCAACUUCUUCAGGCUGCCCAGGCUGCUCAGGCACAGGCUGCUCAAGCCGCACAGGUCGCACAGGCUGCGCAGGCCGCUCAGGCUUCUCAGCAACCUUUGCACAUGACGUCAUCGCAGCAACACAGUCAUCGACACAGUACCCAUUCGAAUCACUACCCGUCAGCGAAAAAGCAUCACAGAGACAUACCUGAGCAAUCGUCGCCACUGAAUGGUUCUGCCGUCUCAGCAGCGUCCGCCUUAAAUAGGUUGGCAGCCACUAAUGGUGAAAUUACUAUUACUACUACCCAUGGACCAGAAAGCGUCGGUAUGAAGGCCUCGCCGAGUAGUUUGCACAGUCCUAAGGUCGAUGAAGAUGAUCUUCUCAGUGAUUCUCCGAAUCAACCCACUAUCAACGAGGCUACCAAUAACGUAGUGGAUGGUAUCAAUUUAGACGUAAUCAAAGAAUUCGCCAAGGCUUUUAAAAUUCAACGAUUAUCGCUGGGCCUCACACAGACCCAAGUCGGUCAGGCCCUUAACGUCAGGGAAGGACCUGCCUAUAGUCAAAGUGCGAUAUGCAGUGCCCUGGCUACCCAGAUGUACGCUGCCUCGCAGAUUGCCUCUCAGCAGCCAAAUAUGUUUGAAAAGCUGGAUAUUACGCCGAAGAGUGCCCAGAAAAUAAAGCCGGUUCUCGAAAGGUGGAUGAAAGAAGCGGAAGAGAGUACGAUUGAUUCCAGGUACAAGAGCGGCGCUAAUCACCUGACGGACUUCAUUGGGGUGGAACCGAGCAAGAAGCGAAAACGAAGAACCUCCUUCACUCCUCAGGCUCUGGAACAAUUGAACGCCCAUUUCGAUCUCAACACCCAUCCUUCAGGUACUGAAAUCACAAGGCUGGCCUAUCAAUUGGGAUACGACAGGGAAGUGAUAAGAAUCUGGUUCUGCAACAAGAGACAAGCUCAGAAGAAUACCGUGAGAAUGAUGGCAAAGGAACUAAAUUCAAGGGACUAAUUAGUGCGGAACGAAUUUGAUGGAUGGAAAAUACAUAAUAAUAACGUAUGCGGCUGUCUGUCUCCGAGUAUGUGUGCGUGUGCGCGCGCGAGACAUAGGGAGAGAGAAAGAGAGAGAAUGAUAAACCACGUGCCCUUGGGAUCGUCCCACUCGUAGCGUAAAAGAUUUUUACAAUGAUCCUCGUAGAUCUUAUUGAUCUUCCCGCACCGGUACAUCGGGGAAGAUUGAUCGCGGUCGAUCUCGUAAUAAUUGAACGAUCGGGACGAUACUCGGUGUAUACUACAAGUAUUGUGAUCGCCACGUAUACGCAUCAUGUAUCAUGUGUAAAUAUUUUAAUCGAUAUUUCUCAAUCGAUGAGGAAUCAAUCGAAGCAGUAUUUAUUUAUGACCUCCUCUUCUCCUAUGGGAAUUCGAGGUCAAGGAGAGUCGAUCGCCCGGAUCAAUCCUGAAAUGACGUGGAUCAAUGAUAUCGUAAUGUGAUAUUCAGUGAUUUAUUGAUUUUCACUUUGAAGCGUCUAUUAAAAGUUUUAAGCUGCUCUCCGUUUUCCGCGACUUAUCUAAUUAAGAAACUACGAGAUAUUUACUGCGAGUAAAUUUGCAAUAACGUAUCUGAAACUAUACUGUGUCAUGAACGGUAUAGUGCAUUCACUCAAUGAUGGAAGAACGGCAACGGAUAUCAAUGCAGAUAAUUUCAUGAAAAUCAAUAACCAGUUUCGGGAUUUUAGCGAGAAUCGCACGUUGACACGAUUAAGCAUAAUCCAUUUCUAAUAAGCCAGUCCGCAACGUUCUGCCAUAUGCGACAAGUGUAUACGUUGAAUUCUUGCAACUAAAGAAUUGCCAUUGCAACUUUACUUUUUCGUUUAUGCAUUUACAGUUCGUACUCUCGAAUCCUUAUGACAUUUGUAUAUAUUUUUUUUCUUGCCACUCGCAGAAACCAUUCUCUUUAAUUAUCAUAGUAUGAUUAUGUACAAGGUAUUAGAAACAAAAUUGCCUACAGAAUGAGGGAAAAACUUCGCUAACAGAUGCUAUAUAUAUUGAGAUAGGCAAAUUGAAAGGACAUUAAGAUUUGUUCUUUUAAGUGUCGAAUACCACUUUCGUAACAUUCUAGUAGACUUUCUUUUCGUAUUCAUUUAUUCGCUGGCGAUCUUUUAUAGUGUCCUAAUUUUUUUUUCUAUCGUGUCCUUUUGAGUAAACACAUACUAUAUUCAGCACUUUGUAUAAAGAGGAUAGAUAACGGCUGUAAUUAUACAUAUAUACAUAUAAUUAGAACGAUAUAUGUAUAUAUAUACAGGUACGUAUAACUACUUACUAAAUCGUACUCGAUGCCACGAGUGUAGUCUUUGUAAAUAAAACGUCUAGGCAUUGUAAUACUAUAUUACAAUAGUUUUAAUAUCAUAGCUAUGAAAUAGCUUGACUCAUGAAAAGAAAAUUUACAUGGUUAAUGAUGAGAAAAAAAAAAGAGAGAAGAUGAUAAAUUAAACAAAGGAUAUUUUAGGAUUUUACUUUAAGGCGCAAGAAAAAGAAGAGCAAAGUAAUUUGUUCCUAAAGGUUGUAUUAUAGUGCGAAAAACGAGAAGGAAACACGAACAUGGAGGAGGUUUUUGGGAGUCACGAAAAUAGAAAAAAAAGAAAAUAAAACUGAAAGAAUUAUGCUUAUUGUUAGUGCUACGGUGCGAAAUUCAAAAUUCAAAAUUUUGAUCGUGAGCAAACCGAAGAUGUAAAACGAUGCGAAACUAAUAACGUCGAAGCUGCGUGCUGUCCUUUUUGAUAAAAAUUAAAAAAAAAAAACGUUUGUACAGAGAUAUUCCGGUUAUUAAAUUUUGUUAUGAAAAUGAGAGAAAGACGCGAAACGAAAAAAGUCGUAGAAAUCAUGUGUAUUUUCUUCGUGAAAUGAAUAUCUACUAGGUCCACUAUGCAAAUAUUAAUAUGAGUAUUAAAAAAAAAAAUUGAAAACUGAAAACUAAAAUUACAUGGAAAAAACGAACACACACAAAUCCCACACGUGUUACACCACACACGCCCCACAUAUGCAGACAGAUUUAAUAACAUGUGAAUUGUAUUCGUGAGUGUCAUAUUUCUAAGGAAGAAUAGAUCCAUGGGCGAAUGUUUUAUAACAGUUUUCAGCCAAAUUCAUUUGCGUCUUGCAUAAUAAGCCGAUUGAGCCAAUUAAAAAAUGUUCACGUACAAUUUACCCAAAGAAAUGUUCGCCGUACUUAUGCGCUGGUGGAACGCGAACGCGCGAUUGAAAUCGCAUAUAAUAUUUUCGAUGUAACGGGAGGAAACUGUUUUUGAAACAUUGCCCAGCGAAACCGAAGUUCCUACUACGUUUUAUAAAGUGUAAACUGGACUGCAAAAACUUGGAAUGUAAAUACGAGACGCAGAUUAAGCUAGUAUUCACAAUACAAUCAGCAAUUUAAUGAAGCUAAAGACUAUUAUUAGCUACGACUCGGGAUCGAUCGAUUUAACAAAUUAAACUUUAUCAAUGCGAAUUAAUUAAUACUGCUACCAAUGAUUAAUGACGUUUCAGUCUAAUACCUAGAAAUCCUUCUGAUACCAGUGAAAGGAUCGUUACACUUAUUACUUGCGUGUUCCUUUCUAUCGCCGAAAUAGACCUGAACCGAUUGAUGUCUGAUCAUUGAUCAUGCAUCUGCAAUUAAACUCGAAUCGAUCGAUUCGCGAAUCGACGGAUAAGCACAGUCGGCAGUUAAGCACAUAAGUAUACAAUUAGCAUAAGCAAAUGUAGCUUUAGAUUUCAAUGUUAGAAAAUAGGUACGAUGUAACAUUAAACUACGUAUUUAAUGAAGAGAAAAAAAAUUUAGACUAAGCGAAUACCUGUGUAAAACCUAGUAGGUGUCCACAAGUAAAAUAAAAACAUAUAUUGUGGUACAAAUCA
Cephus cinctus (wheat stem sawfly) is the source of this 7079-nucleotide messenger RNA. It is a transcript of the gene pdm3, whose product is annotated as POU domain, class 6, transcription factor 1. The coding region runs from base 2188 to 4188 and encodes 666 amino acids. The record is from RefSeq and is a predicted model, not a curated record. NCBI's taxonomy places the organism in Eukaryota, Metazoa, Arthropoda, Insecta, Hymenoptera, Cephidae. Gene Ontology annotation, molecular function: RNA polymerase II cis-regulatory region sequence-specific DNA binding; DNA-binding transcription factor activity, RNA polymerase II-specific. Gene Ontology annotation, biological process: regulation of transcription by RNA polymerase II. The transcript has 12 exons.